Messenger RNA from Trichomycterus rosablanca, 2610 nucleotides. It is a transcript of the gene plg, whose product is annotated as plasminogen. The transcript has 20 exons. Gene Ontology annotation, molecular function: serine-type endopeptidase activity; signaling receptor binding. The record is from RefSeq and is a predicted model, not a curated record. Gene Ontology annotation, biological process: proteolysis. Bases 22 to 2454 code for a protein of 810 amino acids. NCBI's taxonomy places the organism in Eukaryota, Metazoa, Chordata, Actinopteri, Siluriformes, Trichomycteridae.
ACUGCCUGUUAGUGCUGCAACAUGGAUGGACAUCGAGCUAAACUCGUGUUCUGCCUUUUUCUGUGCUUAGGUGCCUUUAGGGUCAGGACCAGCACAGUUCUGGAUCUCUACACCAAGACUGAAGGUGCCUGGUUGCUCUCUUUGCCCAAAACUCAGUACUCAGUAAAAUCUGCAGAGGAAUGUGCACAGAAAUGUAAUUCCGAGUCAGCAUUUACAUGCAGGUCCUUUAUAUAUAAUGAAAAGGAUCAGGACUGCACGACGUUAUUAGCCAACUCUAAGCUGAGCCCGGUGCUUCGUCGAAUGAGCACAGCUCUGUUUGAGAAGAAAGAAUAUUUACGUGAGUGCGUGAGCGGCAUCGGAACCGACUACAGAGGGACCAUCAGCAAGACGAAAUCCGGCCGGAUGUGUCAGCGAUGGGAAAGUUUUUUCCCCCACAAGCCGAACAUCACCCCGAGGACCCACCCGAGAGCCGACCUGGAGAGCAACUUCUGCCGAAACCCGGACGGAGACAAAGACGGGCCCUGGUGCUACACCCUGGACCCCGAGAAGCGAUGGGAGACCUGCGACAUCCAGAACUGCACGGAGGAAUGCAUUCACUGCAGUGGAGAGGAUUACAGAGGGAAGGUCUCUAGCACCGAGAGCGGGUACACGUGCCAACGCUGGGACUCGCAGAAACCGCACAACCACGGAUACACUCCCUCAGCGUUACCAGAAAAAUACCUAGAGGAGAACUUUUGCAGAAACCCGGACGGAGAACCCAGACCCUGGUGUUUCACCACGAAUCCGAACAAGCGCUGGGACUUCUGUGGCAUUCCUCGCUGCACGUCUGCACCACCAGCCAUCGUAACCCAGAUGACCUGCAGUACCGGAGACGGCAACUCGUAUCGGGGCAACAUCGGCGUCACCAUGUCAGGAAAAACCUGCCAGAGCUGGUCAUCCCAGGUUCCUCAUAAACACAACAGGACUCCAGACAAUUACCCCUGCAAAGGUCUGGAUGAGAACUACUGCAGGAACCCUGAUAAUGAGAGGAAUCCCUGGUGUUACACAUCUGACCCAAACACCCGCUGGGAGUACUGCAACGUACCCACCUGUGGUGACGAGCCCCGGCCAGAUGAACCAGUUAUCGCUCCCAUCGAGGACUGUUACGAAGGAGACGGCAGCUCAUACCGCGGAGUCACGUCGGAGACCAUCAGCGGGAAGAAGUGCCAGUUCUGGACCUCCAUGGAGCCUCACAAACACACAAAGACGCCCCAGCAGUUCCCCAACGGAGAUCUGAGACGAAACCUGUGCAGGAACCCUGACGGCGACAGCGCUCCCUGGUGUUACACCACUGACCCCUCUGUACGCUGGGAGUACUGCAAGAUAGAGCGCUGCGGUUCUGAGGCCAAACCGGAGAUCAAACCGGAGGCCAAACCGGAGACCAAACCCGAGAUCCCGAAUCCCACCCCUGUAGAAGUGAAAGAUUGCAAAAUCGGCAACGGAGCCACGUAUCGUGGAGCAAUAUCGACCACGGCGUUAGGAGUGGCCUGUCAGGACUGGAACACCAUGAGCCCUCACUCUUCCAGCUUCACCACCUCUUUGUACCCCGACAGGGGUCUGGAGUCUAAUAAAUGCCGAAAUCCAGACAACGACGUGAACGGACCCUGGUGUUACACUAAAGACCCUGCAAAGAAGUGGGACUAUUGCGCAGUUCCAGAUUGUGAACAGAACACUUUGGAGUGCGGCCAGCCAGCGGUCAAACCACGACGCUGCUUCGGCAGGAUCGUAGGAGGAUGCGUGUCUAAAGCUCACUCCUGGCCUUGGCAAAUCAGUCUCAGGACAAGCUCCGGCUUCCACUUCUGCGGAGGAACUUUAAUCAAACCUCAGUGGGUCCUGACGGCGGCGCACUGCCUCGAAAAAUCCACGAGACCCUCGGCGUACAAGGUGUACCUGGGAAUCCAUACAGAGAAAGCAACAGAGUCGUCCAAACAGGUCAGGGACUUGUCCAAGAUCAUACUGGAACCAACGGGAAAAGAUAUCGCUCUUCUCAAACUGGACAGACCAGUAACUAUAAAUGAUAAGGUGUUGACCGCGUGCUUGCCUGAGAAAGACUUCAUCGUGCCAAGUGGAACAGAAUGUUACGUUACAGGAUGGGGUGAUACACAAGGAACGGGCGGGGACGGUAUCCUAAAGGAGACCGGCUUCCCGGUUAUUGACAACAAAAUAUGUAACCGUCCGGCCUACCUGAACAACCGAGUGAAGGACCACGAGAUGUGUGCUGGAAACAUCGAAGGAGGAAGUGACAGCUGUCAGGGUGACAGUGGCGGUCCACUCGUGUGCUUCGCACAGAAAAGCUUCGUCCUGCAGGGUGUCACGUCGUGGGGUCUCGGCUGCGCCAACGCCAUGAAGCCGGGCGUGUACGCUCGCGUUUCCAAGUUCAUCGACUGGAUUGAAAGCACAACGAAGCUAAAUUGAGUAGAAAUUCGUUUUACGUCGGAGGAUUUUCUUCAGCACGGUGAACUCUUUACAGCCUUAUAGAACACGAUCCAUGUUGUUGCCUUAAUUUUGUUUUAAUAACAGAAAUGAUCAAACAUUUAUAGUCGUUUCAAACAUUAAAUGUAAACAAAGAAA